UCAAUAAAAGGAGCGGACCAAGGGGCUCGUGCCGCCUUGCAGACGCCUUCAUCUACUUGCCGCUAGCGUCCUACAGCCAUGGUCAACCCCACCGUGUUCUUCGACAUCGCCGUCGACGGCGAGCCCCUGGGCCGCGUCUCCUUCGAGCUGUUUGCAGACAAAGUUCCGAAGACCGCAGAAAACUUUCGCGCUCUGAGCACUGGAGAGAAAGGGUUUGGUUAUAAGGGUUCCUGCUUUCACAGAGUUAUCCCUGGAUUUAUGUGCCAGGGUGGUGACUUCACACGCCAUAAUGGCACCGGAGGCAAGUCUAUCUAUGGGGAGAAAUUUGAGGAUGAGAAUUUCAUCCUGAAGCAUACAGGCCCAGGCAUCUUGUCAAUGGCAAAUGCUGGACCCAACACAAACGGUUCCCAGUUCUUCAUCUGCACUGUUAAGACCGAAUGGUUGGAUGGCAAGCAUGUGGUCUUCGGCAGAGUGAAGGAGGGUAUGAAUGUUGUGCAGGCCAUGGAGGGUUUUGGCUCCAAGAAUGGCAAGACCAGCAAGAAGAUCACCAUUGCUGACUGUGGACAAAUCUAAUAAAUUUGAGUUGUUUUAUUAUAACCACCAGACCAUUCCUUCUGUAGCUCAGCAGAGCACCCCUCCACCCCUCUGCUCAAAACACCCUGUAACUGUGCUCUUGCUACAGUCCUUCAGUUUCCAUGUUUUCCUUAUCGAUCUCUUCCAAGUCUAGCUGGAUUUCAGAGUUAAGUUUAUGAUUAUGAAAUAAAAAAGUUGUGUGCCCUUAAUUGGGUUAGGGUGUUGA
Erinaceus europaeus (western European hedgehog) is the source of this 799-nucleotide messenger RNA. It is a transcript of the gene PPIA, whose product is annotated as peptidylprolyl isomerase A. NCBI's taxonomy places the organism in Eukaryota, Metazoa, Chordata, Mammalia, Eulipotyphla, Erinaceidae. The record is from RefSeq and is a predicted model, not a curated record. Gene Ontology annotation, biological process: protein folding; protein peptidyl-prolyl isomerization. Gene Ontology annotation, molecular function: peptidyl-prolyl cis-trans isomerase activity. Bases 79 to 573 code for a protein of 164 amino acids. The transcript has 5 exons.